Moneuplotes crassus is the source of this 1307-nucleotide messenger RNA. The record is from the annotation of a GenBank genome assembly. NCBI's taxonomy places the organism in Eukaryota, Ciliophora, Spirotrichea, Euplotida, Euplotidae.
AUGAAAAUCUUUGAAUUGAAAAUUGAUAAUUUGAAUAUAGUAAGCCCUCAAAAACCUCCUCAAGGGCCUAAAAGAAGAUCACUAAUGGCUCAAAAUGAAAAAUUUAUAUCAGAUCUGAAACAAUUUAACAAAACGGGAAAAAGCAAGAAGACCAGUCUCAACACAUCAAAAACCUUUGACAACUGUGAAACAGAAAAAGAUAUUAGCCAGCUGAACCUCACUGAAUUCGAAGAAGAGCUUUUCAGCGAAGAGGAUGCAUUAUCAGAAGCAAAUAGUAUUACAUUCAGUAUCCAAAAAGUGAAAGAAAAUCCUAAAAUUCCCCCACUUUUCGUCCUGCCAAGGAUCAACAAAAAGUCGUCUCGAAGGCGGACAGUAGGGCUCAAACUUGAGGCUCCUAAGCGAAGAGACCCAUCCCACACCCCUCAGACAAAGUCAUCAAAGUUGAAUGACCUCAAAAAUUCCAUAUUCAUGCCAACAUAUAAGACUUAUAUGAUCAAUAAAGCUGUGAACGAUAAAGAGUACUCAAUGACCAUCGAUCCAUCCAAGAGUUAUGAGUUUGCAAAGAUGAAGCCUAAAGAUGGCAAAUAUUUACGGAGAACUAAUCGUCGAAAUUCAAAGCAAGCGAUUAUUCAAUUUGUAUCGAAUCAAAAGCGCAAAAUUAAACACAAAGUUGCACCCAGAGCUCAGGAGUCAGAUACCAGCGUAAAACUAGCUGAUCAACAUCACACUGCUGAGGAAAGUAAUACUGGAAGGCUGAGACGAAGUGCAACUGCUAAUUCAUCAAAAAAGAUUCUAUACUCUUAGGACCAAAUAAGAAGAGCAGUAAGCUGAGUGUUUACGAGAGAAAUGCUCCCUUUGUCAAGAAGUCAUCCCUCAAACAUUCAAUGGGAAAAAUUUAUAACAAGAAGACAAUUUCCUUUUCAAGAAACAACACUAUUUUCUCUUAUUCGCAAAAUGGCGAAAUCAAUUCUGAUUGAAAGGUGAUCAAGCUUAACAACAAGGAUGAAGCCACGAUUCCCAAUCCAUUGAAUAUAGAGGGCAAAGAAAAGAAGUCAGCUCCAGUUUUUCAUAAGCUGAACUCUCUUCCACAUAUGAAACCACCUCUUUCAAAGAAUAGCACGAAAGGAAGUACUUCUCACAUGAAAUUUUCACAGAAAAAUUCUCUCUCAAGCUCAUUCAGCUUUAAGAACAGCACUGGAAGUCUUGCUAGGUUUGGAAACCUUCAACUUCAGAGUUGGAAUAAACAAAGUGACUCUUCACUCCCCCAAAACACACACCAAAAUGUAAAUUUCUUAAAAUCAAAGAGC